CCAGACCAUGAGAUUGUGCGGGCGGAUAUGGGCUUCGUCACAAAUAAGAUAAGGCCCAGCAAUGGGCUUUAGCCCAAAACAUUAAACCCAAUGGAGCCCUUCCAUGUUUGCAAAAUAAGGGGGUUAACUUGAAGAAAUGUGACCGGUCGACAGUUGAGUCGGUUGGACCAGCCGGUCCAGUCCGGUUAGUACUUUUCAUUUCAACUCGGGGUAAGCCCGUCACAGAAGGACCCUUUGCCAUGUGCACUGGUUUAAUCUCUUCUUGUCAGGACUCAUAUCUCAGACUUGGUGUCUCUACUGCUCAGUAAUGGCUGCUGCUGCUGCUUCUUCUUCGCCUUCUCAGGGGCGCUAUGACGUGUUCCUGAGCUUUAGAGGGGAAGACACCCGCAAUAACUUCACUGCCCAUCUCUGUGAGGAGUUGCGCACCAAAGGAAUCAACACUUUCAUAGACGAGGAGAAGCUCGAGAGAGGGCAAGCCGUAUCUGCUGCACUUGUUUCUGCUAUUGAAAACUCCAUGUUUUCUAUCAUUGUUUUAUCAGAAAAUUAUGCAUCUUCUAGAUGGUGUUUAGAGGAGCUGGUGAAGAUAAUACAGUGCAUGAAAAACAGCGGACAUAGGGUUCUCCCAAUUUUCUACAACGUCGAUCCCUCGGAUGUGAGAAAUCACAUGGGAAAAUUUGGAGAAGCCUUGGCUAAACAUGAAGAGAAUUCCAAGGAGGGUAUGGAGAGGGUGCAGAUUUGGAAGGAUGCUCUCACUCAAGUCACUAAUUUCUCUAGUUGGGAUUCAAGGAAUAAGAAAAUGAAAAAAUUGAAGGCAUAUUCCUCAACUUGUCUCAUUCACAAGAGAUAAUAGACUCCAGCACUCAAGCCUUCCCAAGGAUGUAUAAACUAAGAUUGCUCAAAGUCUAUGAAUCUAACAAAAUUUCAAGAAACUUUGGAGAUACCUUAAAUAAGGAGAAUUGUAAAGUGCAUUUUUCUCCAAACUUAAGAUUUUGUUACGACGAAUUGAGGUACUUAUAUUUGUAUGGAUACUCUUUGAAAUCAUUGGACAAUGAUUUCAAUGCAAAGAAUCUUGUUCACCUCAGCAUGCAUUAUA
Vitis riparia (riverbank grape) is the source of this 1093-nucleotide messenger RNA. RefSeq names its product TMV resistance protein N-like. Bases 308 to 847 code for a protein of 179 amino acids. The transcript has 3 exons. The record is from RefSeq and is a predicted model, not a curated record. Gene Ontology annotation, biological process: signal transduction. Lineage: Eukaryota; Viridiplantae; Streptophyta; Magnoliopsida; Vitales; Vitaceae.